Hirsutella rhossiliensis is the source of this 3108-nucleotide messenger RNA. Its product is annotated as reverse transcriptase (RNA-dependent DNA polymerase) domain-containing protein. Lineage: Eukaryota; Fungi; Ascomycota; Sordariomycetes; Hypocreales; Ophiocordycipitaceae. Gene Ontology annotation, biological process: DNA integration. The record is from RefSeq and is a predicted model, not a curated record. Gene Ontology annotation, molecular function: nucleic acid binding. The transcript is spliced from 4 exons. Bases 1 to 3108 code for a protein of 1035 amino acids.
AUGCCCCGUUUCACCUUCUCAUGCACUAUACACUUCGCCCCUCCUGGUGCUGCCAAUCCAGUGGGAGUGUGUGAUGAUCUGGAUCCGGCAGCACUGGCGGCUCAGCAUACGCUGCUCUCACAGAUCCACAUCCUCGACACAGGCGCCUCACAGCACAUCUUCUGCCGCCGAAGCAAAUUCGGGUCCCUUGUUCCCUACACUGGUCUUCCCUACACAGGGCCAAGGGCCCAGUUCCUUCCCCUGGGCACCGGCACAUAUGACCUGCCAGUGAAGGUCUGUGGAAAAGACCACCUGCUUACCUUCCAAGACGCCCUCUGUGCCCCUGACGCAGGCGUCAAUCUGGUGUCCGUCGCAGCCCUUGGCAAGGAGGGGUGCUGGAUCCUUGGCAACGGCGAGCACGCCGCCAUCGUUAAAGGCGGCCAGAUCGUGCUGACGGCCACUGUGGCUAAUGGUGUCUAUGUGAUUGACGAGCCAAACAGAGACAUCAACGCUGCACUGGCUAGCCUGCGCACCCAGGAUCCUGACCUGACCCUCUGGAACGAAGCUACUGAUGAAAUCAGGCGUCAUAGCAACCCUUCUGCCGUCAGCAGCGAUCCAGCUGCCCUGAUCACCUCGCAGGUCCAAGAUCCUAAUCUACGCAUCUGGCAUGAGAGACUGGCCCACCUCAGCGAGCGCAACAUCAAGAGGCUGCAAGGGAUGUCCACUGGACUGCGACCCCAAGCGCCACAAGACCCGUGCGAGGCCUGCGCUAUUGGCAAGAUCAAGGAAGGACCGCAUAGGCACUCUAUUCGAAAGGGAACCCGGCCGCUAGAAAGCCUGCACAUUGACAUCUGUGGGCCGUUUCCAGACAUUGGAUACGACGGCAGCAGAUACUGGGUGGUCAUCCUAGAUUACACUCAGUACGGAUGGACCUUUAGCGUGAAGCAUGAGACGCCUACCAGGCGGUGCCUCUACGUGCGGAUGGACCUGGGAGGUGAGAAUCGCUCCAAGCUGCUAGACGCCUUCUGCACCGACAAGGCGAUCGAGGUCAUCUACGCCGCCACGGAACAGCACCAGCAAAACGGCGCUAUCGAGGUCUUCCAUAGGGUCCUAAGUGAGAAGCUCAAUCCUACGCUAAUUCGGUCGGGCCUCGAGCGCAAAUGGUGGCCCUACGUGCUCCAGAGCAUCACCUACGUCCGCAAUAUGUCCCCUGCGGCCAAGUCACCUAUCACACCGUACGAAGCCUGGCACGGCGAGGAACCUGAUGUUACCCAUCUUCGAGUCAUCGGAUCAAAGGCCUGGGCACUACUACCAGCGGCCAAACGCAGGAAGCUACAGCCUAAGGGUAUCCCGUGCAGAAUGCUAGGGUACCAGGGGCACUGUAACUACGUCCUGCUUGAUAGCAACAACAGGGUCUUCGUGUCUCCCAACGUUAUCUUUGUCGAACACAUCGCCAAGCCUGCGGUCUCCGAGAGACAACCCAAGAGGUCCAAGACUGGUCAAAGCCUUGACCAGCUGAUCCAGGAGGAAGGCCAGCAAGCCGAACGCCCGCCUCGGACACUCCGCAACGGCAACGAUACAACGGCCGAGACAACGCCGAUUUACACACCAGCAACCUCCACAGCGCUCUCGCCCGAGCCUGAAGAUAGUCAAACCCCAGAUUCCACGCCAGACCUGUCUGACGGCUCUGAAGACAACAUGGUGUCGUAUGGAGACGACAGUGUCCUGCUAGACCUGCUGGAAGACACAAGCCCCGAACCAUCUGUUUACUCAACCAUCCAUGCCGCCGCUGACCCGAUCAGGCCGUCGGUCAGAAGGUCCACCAGACCAAGAGCUCCCCCUCUGCGCUACGGCUAUAAUUUCGAUCACGCCUACGCAAUGGCUAUGGCCAUCUCACAGCAAUGGGAAGACCACGAGCCCCUUACCUUCAAACAGGCCAUGCAGUCAGACAGCGCCAAGCACUGGCACGCCGCUAUGGCUGACGAAAUCCAGUCCCUGAAGGCCCUGCGAGGGAAGUGGGGCUACGAGCAACUGGAAGGCAUCGACUAUAGCGAAACCUUCGCCUCAGUGGUCAGGCCAGAAAGCUACAGAACAAUUUUUGCCAUAGCCGCCGCUGAAGACCUAGAGAUCGAGCAAAUGGAUGUCAAGACCGCUUUCCUCUACGGGGAUAUCGACGAAGAAGUCUACCUCGAGCAGCCAGAGGGCUUCGAAGACGGCACUGGCCGCGUCUGCAGGCUCAAGAAGGCCAUCUAUGGGCUCAAGCAGGCGCCUCGCAUCUGGUUCCAGACCAUCGCCAAGUUUCUUGAGACACUAGGCUACAGGCCCAUUGCGGCAGACGUCAGCGUCUUCGUCCGCGGCAAGAGCAUCAUCGCAAUCUACGUCGACGACCUACUUCUCACUGGAGCCUGUCCUCGGGAGGUCCAACGGAUCAAGGAUGCCCUCAGCAAACGCUUCCAGAUGACUGACCUAGGUCCCUGCUCCCAUUACCUAGGCAUUAAGGUCACUAGAGAUAGGGCCAGGCGUCGGAUCGAACUGUCCCAGCGAGCCUACAUCGAAAAGAUCCUUAGAACCUACAACAUGUCAGACUGCAACCCAGCGAACACCCCUGGCCGCAGAUCCGCUCCAGCCUCCCGCAGAAGGCUGGCACGCCCUCCCAAGUAUCAGGCCGCCUAUGCCAAGAGGGUAGGCUCACUGAUGUAUGCGAUGCUCGGCACUAGGAGCGAUAUCUGCUUCUCCGUUGGCGCCUGCUGCAGACACCUUGCCAACCCAACGCCCCAGCACCAGACAGCUGUGAAACGCAUCAUGAGAUAUCUCAAGGGCACCAUUGACUCCGUGCUAGUCCUCGAGGGACCACUGCAGCCGAUCCAAGGCUACACUGACGCGGACUUCGCGGCGGACCUGCACACCCGACGAUCCACGUCAGGCUUCUUCUACAGCCUCGGCUCCGCAGCCAUCAGCUGGACCUCCAAGAGGCAGCCCUGCGUCACGCUCUCAUCCACAGAAGCCGAAUAUGUGGCCCUGACCCAGUCAGCCCAGGAGGCCAUCUGGCUGCGUUCCCUAAUGAAGGACCUAUGCCACCCACACAGGCUGGGCCAACAGCCAUACACGAGGACAACAAGGGCGCUAUAG